CAACAAUUAUUACAAAUUCUUUUUUGCUCAAAAAUCAAUGAGAUCUUUUUCUGAAAAAAAAACAAGUAUUAUUUGUUUCGAUGUAUUGAAAAACUCUUCAGACAUCUACGAAAUUCUCAUUCAUUCAUUCAUCUUAAAAUAAUCAUCUAUAUCUCUAUAAUCAGCGCUCAACGAAUCAGCGAAUUUAUUUUUUAUUUUUUUUUUUUUUUUUUUUUUCUAUUGACCAAAGCAAAACACACAAACAGCAGCACUACGUAUACGAAAAAAAACGUUUGCAUAAAUGAAAUGAUGAGAAAGCAUAGUAAAUCAAGUAAAGAUAAAUUGGAAAAUGUACAAACCGCCGCCGCCUCUUCGUUAAUUGAUCCAACAACAGCCACUGAAUCAAUCACCGUUCCAUGUACAACAACAGCCACAACCAUUUCAACGAUUGCUUCCGCUGCCGCUCUCAGUCCUAGUUCGCCUGAAUCUGAAGGUCAAUCUAGUUCACUGCCAGGUUUGGCUGGUACAUCAUCGAUGGCAACAACAACUAGUUCAUUUAUUAGUGAUGAGCCGAUACCACCACCAAGCCCGUUUGAUCAGCCAUCAACUAGCCGAGAUUUUCCAUUCAAAGACAAAAAAUCGAGCAUUAGCUCAUCAAGUGAUUUUGGUUCGAAACCAAAACAGGUGAUGAUUCAUUCACCUGGCCAAACAAAACCGAAACCAGCAACAACACGUAAAAAACCAUCAAUACAAAGCGUUAUUGAUGUGGAUAAAAAGAUACAAAAAUGUAAAGAAGAAGGUUGUAAAAGUUUCGAUCUAACCAAAUCGAAUCUUUCAUCAUUACCUGUAUCGAUACGGGAUUUAACUCAAUUGGUUGAAUGUUACCUGUAUCAGAACAAAUUAGUCACAUUGCCCAAUGAAAUUGGUUGUCUUGUCAAUCUGGAAAAAUUAGCGGUCAACGAAAAUUCGCUUACCAGUCUACCGGAUAGUCUUUCGAAUCUGAAACAUUUAAAAGUAUUAGAUCUAAGACAUAAUAAGUUGAAUGAGAUUCCUGAUGUUGUUUAUCGUUUAACAUCAUUGACGACAUUGUUGCUUCGUUUCAAUCGAAUACGUGCCGUUAGCGAAGAGUUGUCCAAUUUGACGAACCUGACAAUGUUAAGUCUACGUGAGAAUAAGAUCAAAGAAUUACCUGGUGGCAUCGGAAAGCUUACACAAUUACUUACAUUGGAUGUAUCCAAUAAUCAUAUUGAACAUUUACCAUCAGAGAUUGGUAAUUGUGUACAACUGACUACAUUAGAUGUUCACCAUAAUGAGCUUGUUGAUAUACCUACUAGUAUUGGCAAUCUAAUCAAUCUGACAAGACUUGGUUUAAGAUACAAUCGCCUUAUAUCAGUGCCAAGGUCGUUAAGCAAUUGCAUCAAGCUAACUGAAUUUAAUGUUGAGAAUAAUUCAUUAUCACAAUUGCCCGAUGGUCUCUUAUCUAGUCUUUCUAAUCUGUCAACAUUGACUUUAUCAAGAAAUAAUUUUACUUCGUAUCCGAUUGGUGGUCCAUUACAAUUUUGUACCGUACAUUCAAUCAAUAUGGAACAUAAUAAAAUAACCAAAAUACCAUUCGGUAUAUUUUCAAGGGCUGCCAAUCUAACCAAAUUAAAUAUGGUUGACAAUCAAUUGACAUCAUUACCAUUAGAUAUCGGUACCUGGGUCAAUAUGGUCGAGCUUAAUCUUGGAACAAAUCAGCUGCCAAAAAUACCGGAAGAUAUUGAACAUUUGGAAAAUUUAGAAGUGUUGAUCAUUUCAAAUAAUAACCUUAAACGUUUACCAUCAACUAUUGGUCGAUUACGAAAACUUCGUAUAUUGGAACUUGAAGAAAAUCGUUUAGAAUCAUUGCCAAAUGAAAUUGGUUAUCUAAGCGAAUUACAACGACUUGUAUUGCAGAACAAUCAAUUGACAUCCAUACCACGAGCAAUUGGUCAUCUAACCAGGCUAACUUAUUUAAGUGUUGGAGAAAAUAAUCUAUCUACACUUCCUGAAGAAAUCGGUACAUUGGAAAAUCUUGAAUCAUUGUAUAUAAAUGAUAAUCCAAAUCUACAUUAUCUUCCGUUUGAACUCGCUCUUUGUGCCAAUUUACAGAUAAUGAGCAUUGAGAAUUGUCCAUUAUCACAAUUUCCUACCGAUAUUGUUAAUGGUGGUCCUUCAUUAGUUAUACAAUAUCUUAAAAUGAAAGGUCCUUAUCGUAUGUGAUAUUAUUAUUAUACAUUAUUAUUAUUAUUAUUAUUACACAUCAAUCGCCCACAAAAAAAUGUUUAAUU
This is a messenger RNA of Dermatophagoides farinae (American house dust mite), 2288 nucleotides long. NCBI's taxonomy places the organism in Eukaryota, Metazoa, Arthropoda, Arachnida, Sarcoptiformes, Pyroglyphidae. The record is from RefSeq and is a predicted model, not a curated record.